UCACCUGCCCAUUCAUCACAAAAGACUCGGAUUGGCUGGUUUGAGGGGAACGGAGAGGAACAGUUUCUUAAAAGCUAGCGAUCGGGACACAGGUUUCUCUCAGAUAAGGUGAAGGAGAGGCGCCACUCGAGUUCAGUCAGUAGCAUAUUUGGCUGCUGUUUGCACGCAGCUACAAUGCCCAGUAUUCUCCACCUGCUCAUCCUGGUGAUGACUUUGCUGGUGGUAAAAACAGGAACUCAAGCAUCGAUACCCAAAACCACACAGUGGCCACGACUGAAGCCCACAAAAAAGCCUCCUACCGGGGAUGGAGGGGACUCUCCGCAACCGCCCGCUCACUUCGGGACACAGCAGAUCACCACCACGGUCAGCCCCACUAUCAGUGGCUUCACAGAAGAAACCACAGACUCGUUGAUGGAUGUGUACUCUAUUUCUCCCACUGACAGUACCACCUUCGCUAAUGAUGCAUAUUCGGCUGACUAUCACACUGAGGCCAUGGUUCCUCCUGGGGUGGGUCCUGGGAACUACACGUUGGAUUACAAUGAGUGCUUUUUUAAUUUCUGUGAGUGUUGUCCACCAGAGAGAGGACCUCCAGGACCAGUGGGAGAAAAGGGUUCUCCAGGUAUUCCAGGCCAGAAGGGGGAGAUUGGACCACCUGGAUCUCCAGGUCGAGAAGGAUUCACUGGAGCUCCAGGUUCACAAGGAGAGAAAGGAGAUAACGGUGAUCCUGGUGUGAGUGGGCUGCCUGGGAUUCCUGGCUUCACAGGGAAACAAGGAGAGAAAGGUGAAAUUGGCCUCAAAGGAGACAAAGGAGAUAUAGGUUCACCUGGGAUAAAAGGAAACCCAGGUGACCAGGGAGAGCCAGGCUGGAACGGAACUAAGGGGGAGGCGGGAGAACCUGGAUCCCCUGGACCGAGUGGCCCCCCUGGCAUCAAUGGGGACAAAGGUGACAAAGGAGACUGUCCAUUUGGGGAAAAAGGGCAGAAAGGGAGUAUGGGUGAGGCAGGGCCUCCAGGGCCAAAAGGAGACAUUGGCAUACCAGGUCUGAGCGGCAUAAACGGGCUUCCUGGGGCCAAAGGGUCAAACGGAGAUCCCGGACACCCUGGCAAACCGGGAGAGCCAGGUCCUCCGGGACCUCAAGGACCUGCAGGGCAAAGGGGGAUGCCAGGGAUGAAAGGCGCACGAGGCCUGAAGGGAGCACGUGGUAUUAGGGGACUUAAGGGUCUUCAAGGUGAACCGGCCAUUCAGAAGCGUUCAGCUUUCAGCGUAGGUCUUUAUCCAAGCCGAUCGUUUCCACCGCCAGGGCUGCCUGUCAAAUUUGACAAAGUCAUUUAUAAUGAGGAGGGUCACUGGGACCCCAACAUCAGCAAGUUCAACUGCACUCACGGCGGCGUGUACGUGUUCUCCUACUACAUAACUGUGCGCAAUCGACCACUGCGUGCAGCCCUGGUUGUGAACGGCAUUCGGAAACUACGAACUCGUGACUCCCUCUACGGCCAAGACAUCGACCAGGCCUCCAACAUGGCCGUGCUCCGUCUAUCAUCUGGUGACCAGGUUUGGCUGGAAACUCUGCGGGACUGGAACGGCGUUUAUUCCAGCAGUGAGGACGACAGCACGUUUUCUGGAUUCCUGCUCUAUGCUGAUGCAACCAAGGACUGAUCGCCAGACCUUUUUAUUGUUUCUGAAGGGCCAAAGUGAAAGUCGCCUAUAUUAUCCGAAGCACUUGACCACUGAA
Triplophysa dalaica is the source of this 1732-nucleotide messenger RNA. It is a transcript of the gene otol1a, whose product is annotated as otolin 1a. NCBI's taxonomy places the organism in Eukaryota, Metazoa, Chordata, Actinopteri, Cypriniformes, Nemacheilidae. Gene Ontology annotation, molecular function: protein binding. The transcript is spliced from 5 exons. The coding region runs from base 175 to 1656 and encodes 493 amino acids. The record is from RefSeq and is a predicted model, not a curated record.